CACCUAAAACUAAUCGAGGUAGAUAUGGGGUUAUAUACAUAUAUAUAAAUUUUCAAGAUGACGAGACGAGAUGAAAUCCGAUUGCCUGUCCGUCUGUCCGCCCGUCUGUCUGCGCAAGCUGUAACUUGAGUAGAAAUUGAGAUAUCCUAAUGAAACUUGGGACACGUGUUCCUUGGUAAAAAAGUGAGAACGAGUUCGUAGAUGGGCGUAAUCGGAUCACUGCCACGCUAUAACUAAGCACUAAAUUGUGAUAUAAAACUGUAGUUUGGCACAGGGGAUCACAGAAGCAAUGUUUUAAAAAAUGGGCGUGGCUCAAAUCUCUUAGAAGUUUAAUGUACAUAUCUCCUAAACUAUUUAGGACACAACAACUAAAAUGGCGAUAAAUAAAUAAAUAAAUGCUUCAGAGACAUAAAAUUUUACACCCGAGAUGGUAAAAUAGGACCGGGGUCAAAAUUGAACGUUGGGCGUGGCACUGCCCUAUACCUCAGGACCCACUCGACCUAUAUCGACCAUAUUUGGUAUGUAAUAUUAUCUUUACAUUCUUAUGACUCAGUGCGAAAAUGGGUGAAAUCAGACUACAACCACGCCUACUUCCCAUUUAACAAUAUUAAUAAAUUCCAUCUAAUCUUUUCAUUUGCCAGUAAAUCAAGCACCAAUUAAAGUAUGAAAAUAAAACUUUGCACGAAUAAUGCCUUUGAGGUGCGCCACCUUAUUUCCAAAAAUCGUAUAAAUCGGACUAAAACUUUCUCAGCUCCCAGAUACCGAAUAUGUGGAUAUAUUAUAGUGUUUGGUUCUGUUCGAACAAUUGGUUUUAGCUAAUUUUGACAUGCGGUCCAUAAAAUAGUUUAGAGAUCACAUACAUUUUCAUUAAUGUUGGUAUUUUGAACAUACAAAGAGCAGCCUCAUGUCAUUAAUCAAGUUUGUUAAUAAUCGUUGUAUCACUUUUCAAAUAACCAUGUUCCUUUAUAGUCUAAUAAUACAGAAUUUCUUUACUUAUUUAUUGUUGUAUUGAGUAUAAAUAUUAAAGUAAACUAUUCAUAAUUACUCACGUGAUUACGAUUACACGCGACAUUUCGUGUGAAUGUCAUCUGUAAAAGCUUUCUUAACCACCCAGCAGGAAAUUGGCAAUGUAUGGCUUGUGUAAUGUUAUUUAUUAAUAGUUAUAAUUUCCUAUAAAAACAAUUCGAUGCUAUGACUAUGAAUAUAUAAGCGGGGAACUACUUAAAUAUGUUGAUUAUACUCGUAUAUGCAAAAGUUACCUCGGAAAAUUAAUGUUAGAAAAAUGCAAAUAUUAUGUGCACGCAUGUUUUUUAGAACUAAAUUUCCGAUUGUGAAAGUUUAAUAAAAACACAUGUUAGUAUGUUGGUAAAUAUUAUUAUUCUAUAAUUUUUAGUAUUGUAACGCUUUACGGUAAUUUUAAAACCCUAUCUUGCAACUAAUUUCUAAUAAUGAUUUAAUGCGAAAUAAUAAUGCAAUUUGCACUAGCAAAACUGUGCGCUUUUGAAUAUUUAAUUACCUGUUUAUAUAUGUUCAGGUGCGCAAAUCGAUAGAAAGUGCAUAUUCUCACAUACAUACAUAUGUAAAUGUGUAUGUUUAUACAUUGUAUUCUAACUAUUAUUCAAUUACAUACACGAUUAUAUUACAUAAUUGAUAAAGCGCAUUGCCGCUCGAAGAACGCUGCUGAACAACGCUUGCUCUCAAAGCAGAGAUUUUAGUCGCGCGUUGUCGUACUGUAACAACGGUUAUAUGUUAAGUAGUUAUAGUUAAGUGUGUAGGUGCUGGUAUUAAACAAAAAUAGCAAAAUAGACUUGAAAAUAGUUCAGUUUCUAACAAAAAUUGUUUGCUAAAUCGUAAAAUCGUUCCUAAAUAAAUAACUAUAACGUUCACAUGAAGAGUAUUGAAUUUGUUGUAACAACCAUUCAAAAAGUGACUCCGUUAUAAAUUACCCUCGUUCUGAUAGCGCUCACCUCUCGGCUGUAACAACAUUAAAAAAACUCUGCGUUAGAAUAGAAAGUUCGGCCUAAAUUUUAUUAUUAUUACUUGCGCACUUUAUUAUUACGUUUACUAUUAUCACUAUUAGCAGGACUUUGAAGUAAUAUUAUAUACAAGUAAUAUAAUAUUUUAUUACUGUAUAUUACUAUACGAAGUAUCACAAGAUGAGAGUCAACAAUGGACGAUUAUGGGGUAAAUUUAAUAACGGUGAAUUCGAAGUGAGAAGUUUAACUGAAUCUGAUUUGGAAGAGGCUUUAGAGAUAUUAGACAAGUCAUUCUUUUUGCACGAGUCCGUUUGCAUAGCCUGUGAAAUUAACCUGCCCGAAAAUGCGCAAGCGCGUUCCGAACUUCGCGAACUAUGUCGCCUAACAGCGUAUGACGGUGUCUCAUUGGUAGUCAAGCAUGUGGAGAGUGGAAAGAUAGUGGGAGUUUCAUUCAAUAAAAUACAGUACAUACCACCGAGCGGUCAGGAUCCUUUCUUCAUACAAUUCCGCAAAGAGCGCACAAAAUCACCGCAAGCUCAGUGCCUUAUGGACUUUAUGAUCGAUGUAGACUCGGAGACCGAUGUAUUUGAGCUUUAUAAAAUUGACACGCUCCUGGAGUUAAUGUUCCUAGCAACAUUACAAGAAUGGGGCCGUCGUGGUGUCGCAUGUGAAUUAGCGCGGUACACCAUACAAUUGGCACACGAGCUCUCCGAGGGCGUUGGUGUUAAUGAAAUGCAUCUCCAACUACGCGAUAUGCGUCCCAAAGCUAUAACGGCAAUCUUUACCUCCAUAUUCUCACAGAAGGCUGGUCGUUCGCAGAAUUUCAAAGUGAUCAACAGUGUGCCCUAUACACGCUUUACCUAUAAUGGCAAAACAUUCGAUCAAUCUAUUAAUCCUUUGCACAAAACAGCAGAACAUGUGGUGUUUUUGUUGUAAAGCAAGAAUAAACACAAUUGUUGCAGUGAUUAACGUAGAAUGGCUUGAGAGCACUUUAUUUGCAAUGAACUUGAUUUGGUAAUAAACGAAUAACCUAACAGCCUUUGUUAUGAUCGAAGCGUCUUUGCGCUAGGUGUUAGCUUAAUAAUUAUUAGUAGUAAAUCAUUGUCGUUUUGUAAACUAAAUGUUGUCAGUAAAUAAUCACAAUUUUAAUGCAAAGACAAGUAAAGAGACGAAUAAAAAACUGGUGUAGAUAAUAUUUGAGAAUAACUUUAA
Messenger RNA from Bactrocera oleae (olive fruit fly), 3188 nucleotides. The record is from RefSeq and is a predicted model, not a curated record. NCBI's taxonomy places the organism in Eukaryota, Metazoa, Arthropoda, Insecta, Diptera, Tephritidae.